AUGGUGGCCAAUAGGGCUCUAAAAUCAAUAAAGAAGCAUAAGAAGGGGUUGUGGUCACCCGAUGAAGACCAGAAGCUCAGAAACUAUGUUCUGAAGCACGGUCAUGGCUGCUGGAGCUCUGUUGCUAUCAAUGCCGGUUUACAAAGAAAUGGAAAGAGCUGCAGAUUGAGGUGGAUUAAUUACUUAAGACCGGGACUAAAGAGAGGGGCGUUCAGCGUAGCAGAAGAGGAGACGGUGCUGUCCCUUCAUCGAAUAUUAGGCAACAAGUGGUCUCAAAUUGCACAGCAUUUACCAGGAAGAACUGAUAAUGAGAUAAAGAACUACUGGCAUUCUUGUCUGAAGAAAAGAAGAGUGGUAAAAAUGUCUGAAACUGAAGCUCAGACUACUAAAAAUAACUACAAAUACGGAGAAAUUCGAGGACUAGAAUCAUCAACUUCUUUUCAACACAUAGAAAGAUUGGCACAACAGUGCAGUUUUCCUAAGGUUCUUUUCGCAGAGUGGCUCUCAUUCGAUCAUUUCAAGAAUGAAGGUAAUCUUGACAACCAUAGCUCGAGUCCUGAAGACAAUUUAGUCGAUGGUUUGCUGGUUAACGAAGGGACGUCUUGUAGUGAAUCGGACAGGAAACAGGACGAGGUAUCUGUGGAUGAUAUGCUUAGGUUGGAGGAUUUGGAAAGUUGCCUGAUUGAUUAUUUUCCAGGAGAAUUCUGCAUGAGUUAUGAUAUGUAUGUAUGAGAGUUGCAGAUGCAGAAGUCAGUUAUAGAAGUACUUACGAAUCAUAUCCAUAAACCAAA
This is a messenger RNA of Sesamum indicum (sesame), 791 nucleotides long. RefSeq names its product transcription factor LAF1-like. NCBI's taxonomy places the organism in Eukaryota, Viridiplantae, Streptophyta, Magnoliopsida, Lamiales, Pedaliaceae. The record is from RefSeq and is a predicted model, not a curated record.